CCCCAGGUACGCACGGAGAGGCUCCGGCAAAUCAAAUCACACUCGUGCCAGAAGACGAGAGCCCCCCGUCCCCUUCCUCCUCCACCGAGCUCCAGCUCCCGCUCCGGAGGACACGGGCCAUGGCGCCCCCUCUCUCCUCCUGGCCAUGGGCGAGCCUGGGCAUAUACAAGUACUUCCUGCUGGCCCCGCUGGUGUGGAAGGUGGCGCAGGAGUGGACGGAGCAGGGCGGCGCGCCGCUGGGCUCGCGGUGGCUGCACCUGCUGCUGCUCUUCUCCGCCCGCGGGCUCACGUACCAGUUCUGGUUCUCCUACAGCAACAUGCUCUUCCUCACCCGCCGCCGCCGCGUCGUCCCCGACGGCGUCGACUUCCGCCAGGUCGACCACGAGUGGGACUGGGAUAACUUCCUGGUGUUGCAAACGCUGAUUGGUGCGGCGCUAGUCAACGGCCCGCUGCUCCUCCCGGGGCUGGAGAAUCUCCGCGUGUGGGACCCGCGGGGGCUGGGCAUCGCGCUGCUGCUGCAUGUGGGCUUCUCAGAGCCCGUGUUCUACUGGGCCCACCGGGCCCUGCACGGGGCCCCGCUCUUCUUCAGCCAGUACCACGCCGGCCACCACUCCACGCCGGUGACCCAGCCACUGACAGCUGGAUUCGGCACGCCGUUGGAGGCCCUGCUGCUGACGCUGACGAUGGGGGUCCCGUUGGCAGGGGCCUUCCUGAUGGGGGCUGGGUCCGUGGGCCUGGUCUACGUGCACCUCCUCACGUUCGACUAUCUUCGGAGCAUGGGGUACAGCAAUGUGGAGGUCAUCUCUCACAGGGUCUUCGAGGCUGUCCCACCGCUCAGAUACCUCCUCUACACCCCGACGUAUCUGAGCCUGCACCACAGGGAGAAGGACUCCAACUUCUGCCUCUUCAUGCCUCUCUUCGACCUCCUGGGCGGUACCCUAAACUCCAAGUCAUGGGAGCUGCAGAAGGAGAUCUACCAAGGGAAGAAUGAUGGGGUGCCGGAGUUCGUGUUCCUGGCGCACGUGGUGGACAUCAUGUCGUCGAUGCACGUCCCGUUCGUGCUCCGCUCCAUCUCCUCGGUGCCGUUCGAGAACCGGCUGAUCCUGCUGCCCUUCUGGCCCGUGGCCUUGGUCUACAUGCUGCUCAUGUGGUGCUGCUCCAAGACCUUCCUCGUCAGCUUCUACUACCUCCGCGGCCGCCUCCACCAGACGUGGAGCGUGCCCCGCCACGGCUUCCAGUACUUCAUCCCGGCGGCCAAGGAGGGCAUCAACCGCCAGAUCGAGCUCGCCAUCCUCCGCGCCGACAGGAUGGGCGUCAAGGUCCUCAGCCUCGCCGCCCUCAACAAGAACGAGGCAUUGAAUGGAGGUGGCAUCCUGUUCGUGGACAAGCACCCUGACCUGAGGGUGAGGGUGGUGCACGGCAACACCCUCACGGCCGCCGUGAUCCUGAACGAGAUCCCCAGCAACACCAAGGAGGUGUUCCUCACCGGCGCCACGUCCAAGCUCGGCAGAGCCAUCGCCCUCUACCUCUGCCGGAAAAGGAUCAGAGUCAUCAUGCUGACGAUGUCGUCGGAGAGGUUCCUGAAGAUCCAGAGGGAGGCGCCGGCGGAGUUCCAGCAGUACCUCGUGCAGGUCACCAAGUACCAGGCCGCGCAGAACUGCAAGGUCUCACCGGCGUUCAGCCAUCCGAUUGCUGAUCAAUCUGUAGUUCUGUACCGCCCUUGUAUGAUGAUGUGUUACAUGAUGGUAACGUUGGGUGUGCAGACGUGGCUCGUGGGCAAGUGGCUGUCGCCGAGGGAGCAGCGGUGGGCGCCGCCGGGGACGCACUUCCACCAGUUCGUCGUGCCGCCGAUCAUUGGGUUCCGCCGCGACUGCACCUACGGCAAGCUCGCCGCCAUGAGGCUCCCCAAGGACGUGCAGGGCCUCGGCUCCUGCGAGUACACGAUGGAGCGAGGGGUGGUGCACGCGUGCCACGCCGGCGGAGUGGUGCAUUUCCUGGAGGGUUGGCAGCACCACGAGGUGGGCGCGCUCGACGUCGACCGGAUCGACGUCGUGUGGAAGGCGGCGCUCAAGCACGGCCUGACGCCGGUGUGAUAGCUCCCUGGACGACGCAGGUGCGGAAUGCAGCCGAAACGAAGCAACUAGGAUCGCUCCCUCCUCCAUCCCCCAUGUAUUGUAUUGUACUCCACUCCAUUCAUGUCAAAUGUACCACUAAUACCGGUUUGACAAGAGACUGGAUUAAUUGAA
Messenger RNA from Hordeum vulgare subsp. vulgare (domesticated barley), 2246 nucleotides. Its product is annotated as very-long-chain aldehyde decarbonylase GL1-2-like. The record is from RefSeq and is a predicted model, not a curated record. The transcript has 9 exons. NCBI's taxonomy places the organism in Eukaryota, Viridiplantae, Streptophyta, Magnoliopsida, Poales, Poaceae. Bases 120 to 2093 code for a protein of 657 amino acids. Gene Ontology annotation, molecular function: oxidoreductase activity; iron ion binding. Gene Ontology annotation, biological process: lipid biosynthetic process.